UCAUCAUCAGAUUUUAUUUUGUUUUUUUUUUGUUGUUGUUUAUUUGUUUCAAAACAGUCUAAAUUCAAUCUGUGAUUCGUAAAUUAACACUAAUCAAUUGGGAUUCGAAAUUGAUAAUGAAUCAACAUCAGCGUGAAAUUCUAAACGUAUCGAUUAAUGAUGAAGGUAAUCUAUUCGUCGCUUGUAUGGAUUCAGGUGUUCGUAUUUAUAAUAUGGAACCAUUAGUUGGUAAAUUAUUUAUCGAUUCAACAAUUAUUGGAUCCGUAUCGAUAUGUAAAUUAUUACAUCGUACAAAUUUAAUUGCAAUUGUUGGUGGUGGUCAACGGCCCAAAUUUGCUGAUAAUACCGUAUUGAUUUGGGAUGAUUAUCAGAAAAAAUUCGUUCUGGAAUUUACAUUCGCUAAUCGUGUACUAGCGUUGAAAAUACGACGUGAUCGUUUAUUCGUUGUCGAACGUAAUCGAAUACAUUGUUUUUCAUUUCCAAAUUCACCAACAAAAUUAUUUUCAAUCGAAACACGUGAUAAUCCGAUGGGCAUCUGUGAAGUGACACCAUUGACCAAUGCAGCUGAAAUUCAAUUACUUGCCUAUCCCGGUCAUCGUAUUGGUAGUGUUCAAUUAUUGGAUCUAUCACAUACAAAUCGAUUGUUAACGGUCAAUAAUCAUCAUCAUCAGCUUUACAAUGCACAACAAAAUUUGGACACUGUUGAAGAGUCCGAUGAAACAAUGACCAAUGGUAAUAUGACUGCAGCUACUGUUGCUGCGUCGGCAUCAUCCUCAAUAUCACCAUCAAGUAUUUCAGCACAUACUUCCGAUAUAGCAUCAAUAGCAUUGAAUCGAACAGGUACAUUGUUGGCAACUGCAUCACGUAAAGGAACAUUAAUACGAAUAUUUCGUACAAUCGAUACAGAUGGUAAUAUAGCAAAUAAAUCAAAUAUCAAUAAUCAUUAUCAACAUAAUCAUCAUCAACAACAACAAUAUGUACCAUUAUCACCAGUACAAAUUAUUGAAUUUCGUCGUGGUAUCGAUCAGGCUAUGGUAUAUGGAAUUGUAUUUUCACCAGAUUCUGAAUAUGUUCUUGUUUCAAGUGAUAAAGGUACUGUGCAUAUAUUUGCAUUGAAAGAUACACGUCUAAAUCGACGUUCAACAUUAUCAUCGAUGCCAUUAGUGAAUAAUAUGCAAUUAGCUAGCUAUGCAUUAGCUAAAUUUACAUUAACAGCUGAAUGUGCUUGUGUUUGUUCAUUUGGUGGUGGUAAUGAUCGCCGUUCGGUUUAUGCUAUCUGUGUUGAUGGAACAUUUCAUAAAUAUAGUUUCAAACAUGAUGGUACAUGUGUUCGAGAUAAUUUUGAUACAUUUCUAAAUGUACCAGAAGAAGCUGAUCAUAUUUUACUCUGAAAACAAACAGUCAAUCAAUCAAUAAAAUAUAUACAAUAAAUAAUAA
This is a messenger RNA of Dermatophagoides farinae (American house dust mite), 1437 nucleotides long. The record is from RefSeq and is a predicted model, not a curated record. Lineage: Eukaryota; Metazoa; Arthropoda; Arachnida; Sarcoptiformes; Pyroglyphidae.